AUGAUAUUUUAUAUAAUUACAGAAAAGAACGAGCCAGUAUGGUUUUGCCUAAAAGUGUGUCCACUCUAUUGUGCCCACCGAAGACACGAUGAAGAUGCCUCAUCUCUCAUAUACUGGGACGAAGAUUACGGUUCAAUUGUACAUGAAGAACCUGAAGUAUACCUGCCUUACCAUUACUUCUGCAAGCCUUCCAAAUCUAGACCUACGACUACUACGCCACCAACCACUACAACAAUAGCAACUACCACAGAAGAACCCACAUGGAUAUGUAUGGUAUGCAUGAAGAAAUGUGGAAGUUUAAAGAACAAAUAA
Parnassius apollo (apollo) is the source of this 312-nucleotide messenger RNA. The record is from the annotation of a GenBank genome assembly. Lineage: Eukaryota; Metazoa; Arthropoda; Insecta; Lepidoptera; Papilionidae.